UUCUUUCAAGAAAAUUUUACUAAGAUUAUAACGAAGCUUCGAUUAUUGUCUGACUUGCUGACUUAGCAUCAACUACUAAUCAAACGUCAGAGGAGAUUUCAUAUUUACUAGAUACAAGAAGUAUAUUUCAACGGCAGAUUCACAAAUGUGUAGCCUUGCUCUGCACUUCGGAGAUAUCGGAAAAGCUCGCUGGGCAUUUCUCCCGCUAGACUUAUUUUAAAAGCUAGGCUAGAUUUUUUUAGUUUUUAGUGAAACCCAUUAAGAAAUUGUACGUAUCCUUGUAAUAUGUUUAAACUUUGAGUCUAGUUGUACUUUGAAUUUAAAUAAAAUUGGGAUUUGCUGCUGAGAAAUAAACUUUAUUUGUUACUAAUAACUUUGCAUUAAAAGUAAAAAUUAAAAGCAAGUCAGACGAGAGUAAAUGCCACGGACUUUUUCAGCGCUGGAGUACAAUUAAAAACGAAAGUUGAAACUUGAUUUCAAAAUAAAAGAAGAGAAUCAAUAGCGAUGAGGUUCUUGCACUCUCUCUUUCUCCCUCACUCGAUCAGUAAUUAAUUAACAAGGUUGUACGUAGCAACAAAAAAUUAACAAAAUACGGACGAGUAGUGCUUGUUGGGGCAAAGCAGCUUUUUGAAAGAAAAAAAACGUGCACGAAGAAAAAAACAGAGAUGAGUGCCGCAUCGGUGGCUGAGGAAGAGAAGGAGCAUAAAAAGGAGAGGAGCAGCUGACGCCUGAGCUAACAAGCGAGUAGUGCGUUGGCCGGUCGGCGAAACCGAUCAGCUGCCAAAAGUAUCGUUUCGCGCUUUUGUUUUUCGUCGUUCGCCAAGUGAGUUUAAAAAUACAAUAGCAAUCAAAAACAUUUUUCUUCGACCAGUAAGGCGUACACUGAAAGGAGAAAGAAAGAUAAGUAAGGGACCAGGAGCUGAUCUCACAGCAGAGGACGCAGUAAAAAAAGCUUGCUCGGAGAAAAGCUCAUCCGGGACGCUUGGUCACGCAAUCUAGAUGUAUACUGUCGAGGUACAAGGGGUUAUCAAUGCCGGAAUCGACAAAAGAACUUCCACCUUCCGUAUGAUACGCGGUAACUCCCGAUGACAGGAGAUCGGUAUCGCACGAACCGAUCGCUGCUCGGUGCCUGGAAUCCCCAAUUUUUAACCACACAUCCCAGCGAACGGAGGCAAUACGCGUGUCAAUGCAAAUGACACGAUAGUUAUCGAGUCUUAUAUCCAGGGGUACUGGUCGCAAGUCCGUCUCUCUACCAUCGAUUCUAGGCGAUUGGAGUGGAAAUAAUAGAAACAACACAAUAUCCUUGUCUGCGUUCCAAAAUGUAUCUUGAGGAAACUGUGGCGCAAAAAGCUGUCGAGCAAACAGGCUUCGGCAAGUUCAAUUUGAAGGUAACGGCUGUAUCCGCGUUCAUAUACCUGAACUGUGCGUUUUCUAUAACCAGCGUCGGUUUCGUCAUACCAACUGCGGCUUGUGACUUCCAAAUGACGACUAUCGACAAAGGACGCAUCAAUGCAGCUCCUAUGCUCGGUAUGGUCGUUGGUUCUGGAAUCUGGGGCUACAUGGCAGAUUUGAAAGGACGAAAGAUCUCGCUGCUGAUAUCAUUGUUCUUGCAAUUCAUCGCUGACGCUCUUGCAUCUAUCGUUCCAAGCUACUGGGCCCUUGUAUUUUUCAAGUUUCUUAGUGGUAUUGGUGUAACUGGUCAGCUAUCAAUUGUUUUUACGUACCUCGGUGAAUUUCAACCAACAAAAUAUCGUCAUCGGAUACUGUCAUGGAUGGAACUAUCUUGGGCGAUUGGGGUCAUAGUAGUUGCUCUCUUCGCCUGGGCCAUUAUACCAUUGACGUUUGAAUACAAAGGUGACUUUUUCCAAAUGAGUUCCUGGAAUUUAUUUGUUUUAAUGAGUUCCUUGCCAGCCCUAAUAGCUGGAAUUUGGUUGAUUACCUUGCCAGAAACUCCCAAAUAUCUGGCUGAAAAUGGCGAGCGUGAGAUCAUGUUAAAGGUCCUAAUGCGCAUGUUUGUGGAAAACACCGGUAAAACUCCAGACCAGUUUAAGGAAAAAUUAUCAAGUUGUACCAUUCCGUCAAUCAGUGAUCUGGUUAACCAAACAGAAGAAACUGAAAACGAAAGGACAAAAAAAGUCGUGCUGACAAAAAAAGAAAAGCUCAAGGAGCUACUGAACAGUUCCAAGAUACAGGCAAGAACAUUAAUUCAAAAGCCAUACGCCAAGAGACUCAUCACCACAAGUUCCAUAAUGUUCUGCAUGACCUCGACUUACUACUCCCUCAUGACGUGGUUCCCGGAACUGUUCCAACGAUUCGCUACCUUUGAAAAAACCUUUCCUGAAGAAUUUGCUAGUGUCUGCACCGUAUCUCAGCGCCUUGCAGCGAGCAAUAACUCACUUCAUGAAGAACUGUUUCAGAUAGAACAAUUGAGUGACCCCUUUGGCUGUGACAGCCAGAUGGACACGAGUGUAUACGUAAACUCGGCACUGCUAGGCGCUGCUUGUAUUCCUUUCGCAAUUCUACUUCCACUGACGGUCAAUCGCCUCGGCUAUCGCAUCUAUCUCCUAUUCACGGCUACUAUCGCCUGUGCCACAACUAUAGCAUUCUUUUUUGUGAAGACAUCCACGCAAAAUCUCGUACUCUCGUGCAUAUUCGAGGCGUUCACUUCACUUAACAUUAGUGUUAUAUUUUGCGUUUUAGUAGAUUUGUUCCCUACGAAUCUCAGGGUCAUGGCAACAGCGAUUACGCUGUUCGUCGGCCGUGUGGGCUCGCUUUUUGGCAACAUGCUGUUUGCUUAUCUCAUAGACGAUUAUUGCACUGUACUUAUCAUAGUAAUGGCAGCUCAACUGUUUCUUGCCUCCGUUCUAUGCUGGGCCACACCAAGUAGAAACAAAAUGAGAAAGAUCCAAGGUUUUCCAAGCAAGAAAAUUAAGAACAAAGCUUUCAACCCAUCCUAAUGACUUCAAAAGGCUACAAAAGGGUAGUUUUCUCACCUCUGGAACAUGAAAACUUAAGGAACAAGUGAUAUUCAUCAUCUUUUGAUAAACUCAGGAAUAAUACGAACCACGAAGAUGAAGUAUUUUUCAGAUGAGAGACUUCGAUGCGUGAAUUUAAGUAUUGAUGUUUCAUAAAAUCUGAAGCCAAAUUAUCCACAAGGAAUAUUUUUUUUCAAAAGACUUCAUUCAGUUUUAUUAAAAUAACUUUCACGUGAUAUAAUUAGCUAGUAUUUUGUAAUUUUGUCGAUAUUUGACUCUAAGUAGGUCUAAGCUGAAGAAUUUAAGAAUGUAUGAUUUACUUAUCGAGACGAAAAAAGUUUAAUUCAUUAGUAAUAAAUCAAGUGUAUAGCCAAUAAUAAAAUAAAAUAAAGAUAAAAAAUUUGU
This is a messenger RNA of Copidosoma floridanum, 3380 nucleotides long. Its product is annotated as synaptic vesicle glycoprotein 2A-like. The record is from RefSeq and is a predicted model, not a curated record. Gene Ontology annotation, molecular function: transmembrane transporter activity. Gene Ontology annotation, cellular component: membrane. Gene Ontology annotation, biological process: transmembrane transport. NCBI's taxonomy places the organism in Eukaryota, Metazoa, Arthropoda, Insecta, Hymenoptera, Encyrtidae.